Molecule: messenger RNA, 1156 nt
Organism: Rhineura floridana
Lineage: Eukaryota; Metazoa; Chordata; Lepidosauria; Squamata; Rhineuridae
Gene: C1H18orf32
Product: chromosome 1 C18orf32 homolog
Exons: 3
Coding region: 134-421 (95 amino acids)
Biological process (GO): positive regulation of canonical NF-kappaB signal transduction
Source: RefSeq, a predicted model, not a curated record
UGAGUGACGACCUUUUUUUUUUUUUUUUUUUGCCCCUUCCCGGAAAUGAAGUAUCUCCUUGCCGAGGCUCAGUUGGACGUUAGAGAUUCGUGUGGAGUCCCAGCACAUUUCUGCCACAGAACCUGAAAGAACCAUGGUGUGCAUUCCCUGUAUAGUCAUUCCCGUUCUGCUGUGGGUCUAUAAAAGGUUUCUUGAGCCAUAUCUCUAUCCCAUCAUCUCACCUUUCAUCAAGCGCAUUUGGCCAAAGAAGGCAGUGCAAGAAGGGACAAAACAAGAACAAAGGGGCAGCAUGGAAAGUAGGCGUGAGUUGUACGAGUCCUCCAUUCAGGGGUCUGAACUUUCUAAAACUGAAAGCAAUGGCAUCGCAAAUGGAUUUGCUGGAAGUGGACAUCCUGAGGUUUCUGAUAAAAAGGCUGACUAAGCUUGUGCAUGGGAUUGUGGAUGCUGUAGGAAAUGAACUGAUGAUGCUGUCCCCAGCUUGGAAAUUUAACUGCAAUUUUAUCUAAUGGAAACUUGGAAUCUUCAUACACACAGACACCUAAGAAGACUUAGGAUAAUCUUAUAUCUGUAGCUGAAAAAGUUUUAAUAUAUUGUUUUGCUCUUCUUGACAUUCUCAAUGCAAGAACUUUUUCCAGUGCAGUGCAAUUGAUGGUGUUUAGAAUUUUAGGCUCCAGGUUUUAACAACACUGUGUUACUGUCAGAUUUGUGACUUGUUUCAAAACACUUCCCGAAACUCUUUAAUACAACUACUCAUUCUUUUAUGCUUGUCUUUAAAAAGCUAGAUGACUCGUAUACUGUAGCUGAAAAUAAAGCACUGUAAAUAACUCAACAAGUAAUAAUAAAUAUUAAUAGCUGUUAACUCGCUGUUCCUAAAACUGCCCUUGCAAACUUGGUGUGAGUAGAAACUAUUCAUUGAGGAGGUAGUCCUAUGGGAAAAAAUAAUAGUUUUCUCUGCUGUUAAGCUUUUGAUUGAGACCAGGCACUCAAGGUGGAAAAAGAGAACAUUUAUAUAUUUAAGAAACAGAUCUAUGUGCAAGCUGCUGUACUUUGGUUGGCAACAUUGGCUUAAAUUUGGAAUUAUUCCAAAUAAAAUCUAAAGGUUUCGAUUACACAAUAGCAAGCUGACAUUCUUAAUAAAAUGUGUUUUGUAUGCAAA